CUCACAUCUCAAUCCCCUCAUCCUCCUACUCAUACAUGCUCCCAAGAACCCUCCCGCAUCUCCGCAAACUCCAAGCACACACCAAACUCCGCGCCCAAGCUCCCAACCGCAUCCAAACUCAAUUCCAGAGACCCCUCAUUUACCCCACAUUCCCAAUCCGGACCUUCGUCAGGACCUUCGCCAUGCCACCGCUGCCCAAGGUUAUGAAAGGUGUGUUGAUCGAGAAGACGGGUGGGGUGGAGGCUUUGCAGUAUAAGACUGAUCUACCGGUUCCCGCGCCAGAGGAGGGUGAGAUUCUGGUGAGGAAUGAGUUUAUUGGGGUUAAUUAUAUUGAUACGUGAGUUUUGAGAUAUUCUCUUUCUCUUGCUAUUUGCCAAUUCCUUCCCUUUGCAAUUCACACAAGCUACACUCCCUUAAUGCAGCUCAAAAAAUUGGGUAGAUUUGAAUGGAAUUGAAUGGAUAAUCUAACAAUUCUUGCACAAAAACAGCUACUUCCGAACUGGUCUCUACCCCGCCCCCAAACCCGAGAUCCUAGGUCGCGAAGCAGAAGGAACAGUCAUCUCCAUCGGCUCCGGAAACAAGUACAACAUCAAAGAAGGCUCCCGCGUAGUCUGGCUUGGCACAGGCGCCUACGCAGAAUACAGCGCUGUCUCCGUAGAAAAAGCCUAUGUCUUGCCUGAGGAAUUACCUGCUGGUAUUGGAGCUGCUGCUUUGUUGCAAGGUAAUUAUCUAUUCCCUUUCUCCUAUCACAGUACCUCUACAUUCAUAAAGAACCCAAAACCAACAUCCAAAUCCUAAUAAAAACACCAAGGUCUAACCGCCCUAACCCUAAUCCGCGAAUCCCACCCCGUACAGCCCGGCGACUUCAUCCUCGUCCACGCCGCAGCCGGCGGCGUCGGGUUAUGGCUCUGCCAACUGCUCAAAGCGCUCGGAGCCCAUACCAUCGGGACUUCCUCCACACAAGCCAAGAUGGACGAGGCGACGGCCAACGGCGCCGAGUUCAUGGUGAAUUACAAGACGGAAACGGAUUUCGUGGGGAAGAUUAAGGAGAUUACGAAGGGGGAGGGGGUUAGAGCGGUCUUUGAUAGUACGGGGAAGGAUCAGCUUGAGAAUGAUCUCGAGGUGUUGGCGAGGAAGGGGAGUUUGGUUAGUUUUGGGAAUUCGGUUAGUGGAUUCUCUCUCUCUCUUUUUUCUCUAUUGCUUGGGAUGGGAUGGGGAAGGAAGUGUGAGGAAGUGAUGGAGAUGGUUGGGAUUUGGAGAUGUGCUAAUAGCUUAUAGUCUGGGGCUGUCCCUCCUUUCGUGAUCUCCAGAUUAGCGCCGAAAUGUCUCAAGUUACUCAGACCGCAACUAUUCGGUUACAUCUCCACUCGAGAGGAGUACGAGAAAUACUGCGGCGAACUAUUCGAUUUCAUCCUCAAGGACAAGAUGAAUGUCAAGAUCCACGAGACGUACCCACUUGCCGAUAUUCAGAGAGCUCACACGGAUAUUGAAAGCAGGAAGACUACUGGAAAGUUGCUUUUGAAACCAUAA
This is a messenger RNA of Hymenoscyphus albidus, 1530 nucleotides long. The record is from the annotation of a GenBank genome assembly. Lineage: Eukaryota; Fungi; Ascomycota; Leotiomycetes; Helotiales; Helotiaceae.